UAAUGAUGAUAAAAAAAAAUAUCAAGAGUCAACAAACUGUAAAGAAAACACAUAUGUUUGUUUUACUCGUUCAAGUGACUGAUAAGAAUGAUUAUUAAAAAUUUUUAGAUGGAAUAACGGUAUUUAACUAAAAAAGAAAAAAAUCAUUUUGUAUCAGUUGUUGACGUGGUAUUUCCAAUAAUUGAAUUGAUCAAUCGGUUAUCAUAUUUUUUUGGAGCAAAGAUUAACUCUAAAAUAUUAUAUACUUGUUGUGAAAAAAUUGUGGGUGAUUUAAUAAUAAAUAAUGCCAUCACAAGUUUAUGAAUUUAAUGUUGAAAUGACAUGUGGAGGAUGUUCUGGUGCUGUUGAAAGAGUACUAGGAAAAAAAGAUGGAGUGGAAGAUAUCAAAAUUGAUCUACCAGCUAAAAAAGUAUUUGUAACAUCAACACUACCAUCAUCAGAAAUAUUGGAGUGUAUUAAAAAGACUGGCAAAACAACAACAUUCAUUGGAACAACAUGUUAAAAAUAACAACAACAAAUACUAUUAUUAUUUUAAACAAUCGGACAAAAUCGAAAAAAAUGUUUUGAAAAAUAAUUACAUCACUUUUUAUAUAUUAACAAUAAAAAUAAAAAAUUUUAUCUGAUGAAUUAAUAAGAGUUUUAAUUAUUUAUAAACAUAUCCAAUAAUUCAAUAAACAAUUUAACAAUAAAAAUAUUUUAAUUCGAUAUAAAUAAAUUUAUUAAUUUUACAAAUUAAAAAAUAUUUGAAAAAAAAAAUUGAUUACCAAAAUAUUUACAAUUUAUUUAUACAAAAAAAAAAAAAAAACGGUAUAAUUAAAAAUUUAUUUACAAUUAAAUAAUAAUUUAUAAAUCUAAUGGACGCAACGAGAAACAAUUAUAUUUUAAAAUAAACAAA
This is a messenger RNA of Aphidius gifuensis, 895 nucleotides long. RefSeq names its product copper transport protein ATOX1 (gene Atox1). Gene Ontology annotation, molecular function: metal ion binding; copper chaperone activity. Gene Ontology annotation, biological process: copper ion transport. The record is from RefSeq and is a predicted model, not a curated record. Gene Ontology annotation, cellular component: cytosol. Bases 284 to 502 code for a protein of 72 amino acids. The transcript is spliced from 3 exons. NCBI's taxonomy places the organism in Eukaryota, Metazoa, Arthropoda, Insecta, Hymenoptera, Braconidae.